Molecule: messenger RNA, 1829 nt
Organism: Condylura cristata (star-nosed mole)
Lineage: Eukaryota; Metazoa; Chordata; Mammalia; Eulipotyphla; Talpidae
Gene: FIRRM
Product: chromosome unknown open reading frame, human C1orf112
Exons: 14
Coding region: 116-1711 (531 amino acids)
Source: RefSeq, a predicted model, not a curated record
UCCUCCCAGCCUGUAUGCUGCCAGCAUCUCUAAAGCACAGCAGGAAGAAAUUGCAGGCACUUUCCUAGUGACUCUGGACCCACUUAUUAGUCAGCUUCUCACGUUUCAACCUUUCAUGCAAGUGGUUUUGGACAGUAAAUUAGAACUGCCAUGUGAACUGCAGUUCCCACAGUGUCUGCUGCUGGUUGUCAUUAUGGAUAAGCUGCCCUCUCACCCUGAGGAUGUGCAGACCCUGUGGUGUGCGGAAAGCCAGAUCGCAGAAGCGACAACCAGGGCGUCUCUACUCAAACGCAUUUUCUACAGUUUCGAACAGUGUUCUGGUGAACUCUCUCUGCCUGUUCAUUUACAAGGAGUCGAGAGUAAAGGGCAAGCUGAGGUUGCUGUCACCUUGUAUCAGCAUGUCUGUGUUCAUCUGUGUACAUUUAUUGCUUCAUUCCAUCCCUCAUUAUUUCCUGAACUGGAGUCUGCCCUGUUGACUGCUGUGCUGGAUGCUAAUAUGAUCACCUCUCUGUUAGCCAUGGAUGCAUGGUGCUUCCUUGCUCGUUAUGGGAGUGCUGACCUCUGUGCACACCAUGUUACCAUAGUGGCUCAUCUGAUAAAGUCUUGCCCUGGGGAAUGUUAUCAGCUCACCAACCUGUCAAUACUACUGAGGCGUCUCUUCUUCUUCAUGACUCCACCCCAACAGGUGGAGUUUAUCCAGAAAUUUUCCCCAGAAGAAGAGGAAAAUUUGUUUCUGUGGCAAUAUAUUUCCUUCCAGGCAUUACCUGCGGAGCUCAGGAAACAGGCUGCACUCGAGGUCUUCAGAACAGGCACUGCACAAUGCAGGGGGUGGCUGAGCGGCCACCACACUGUGGGAGAACUGGAGUCUCUGAACUCUGUACUCUCUGCUCUGCUGGCUAUGUAUAAUUCUGCUGGUGACACUCUGGAUAGUGGACAACAAACUGCAGUUAUGGAGGUUGGAAGCCAGCUUUGGGCCUUUUUGAACAUUAAACUGGUAACAAGUCAACCUUGUGUUCAGCAGACACUCAGCCUUUUACUUAUGCUGUUGGGAUUUUUCAUUCAAAUGCUGGAUCCUCAGCUGAUAAAUCAGGUUAUAAUUUUGCAGAUCUCACUACUUAAGUUGGAGCCUCCAGACUAUGUUCGUUUGGCAAUGCUGGAUUUUCUAUCUUCUCUAGGAAAACUUAUAUUAUCUCAAGCUACCCAGGACAAAAUUCUGCCCAACUUAUCUUCUAUUUUUGCCUUAUUACUAGCUGACAGCAACUGGCUGCUUGAACAACAUGCCUUGGAGGCAUUUACCCACUUUGCUGAGGGGACAAAUCUUGAAGAGAUAGUUCCUCAGUGCCUCAGUUCUGAAGAAAUUAAGAAGAAAGUUGUAGCCUUUCUGGAGAAGACUGGCUUUGUCGAUGAAACUGCAACUGCUAAAAUGGAACGUGUGAAACAAGAAAGGGGUAUUUUCUUGGUGCCCCUGGCUAAAGUUACUGAAGAAGCAGUAAAAUGGUCAUCUUUACAGCCUCAUGCCAAAAAAGCCCGCCACACAUUCCCAUUGGAAGAAGAGUACAGGUCAGCACUGCAAGCGGCCACAGGGGCCUUGGCGGCCAUUGAGGUGCUGGUCCUCAAGUCUCCUGCUCCAGACUGGCUCCUGCUGGAAAUGGAGGCACUCCAAGAAAGGAUGGAGAAGCUUAAACGUGUUGUGCUGCAGGGUAAAACUUGAAUGGACCCCAUCACUAGAAGUGGGUAUGAUUUUUGCCGUAAAUUUUUUUUUGUAAUUGAUGUAAUUAUGGCUGCACAUCUUCAACACAUAAAACAACUUUUGUAAAGUUGAAUCUAGU